CUGUGAAGGGUGAGAUAAAAUUACACUUCUUUAGUGCAUUUUUCUACAGAUAGUUGCAUCCCGUCGUGGGCACAUGAGAUGAUGGCCAAGAACUUCUUCUUCGUAGAAACCAAGUCAUUACCUCAGCAGAAGUUGUACGAUGAAGGACGAAUCGUAUUCCCAGCCGUAUUAUCAUCACCCAAUUCGAACAUCACUGUAAACCCAUCUGACUUAAUCGAGGCCAUCAAGGAUCAGAAGUCAUGGAUCGACUCAGUUCUCCAUCAAAGUGGGGCAAUCAUGUUCAGGGGAUUCAACUUGACUACUGCCUCCCACUUCAACGACGUUGUUGAGGCUUUUGGAUUCGAUGAGUUGCCUUAUGUCGGCGGCGCCGCCCCUAGAACGAACGUUGUCGGUCGGGUCUUCACUGCCAACGAAUCCCCGCCAGAUCAGAAGAUCCCCUUUCACCAUGAGAUGGCCCAGGUUCCUGAGUUCCCAUCAAAACUGUUCUUCUUCUGUGAAGUAGAACCAUGCAGUGGAGGGGAAACUCCAAUUGUUCUUAGCCAUAUCGUUUACCAGAAGAUGAAAGAAAGGCAUCCUGAUUUUGUGCAGGAAUUGGAAGAGAAGGGAUUGAUCUAUACACGGGUUCUUGGAGAAGAUGAUGAUCCUUCUUCCCCAAUUGGAAGAGGAUGGAAAUCAACAUUUUUAACCCAAGACAAGACUGUAGCAGAUCAAAGGGCUGCAAAGUUGGGGAUGAAGUUGGAAUGGCAAGAAGAUGGAACAGUGAAGUCAAUAAUGGGACCAAUUCCCGCAAUUAAGGUAGACAACAGUAGAACAAGGGAUAGAAAGAUUUGGUUCAACAGCAUGGUAGCUGCUUAUACAGGAUGGAAAGAUGACAGGAACGACCCUGUCAAGGCGGUGACAUUCGGUGAUGGGACGCCUCUCCCAGCCGACACUAUCCACGACUGCUUGAGAAUACUGGAGGAGGAAUCUGUUGCCAUUCCCUGGAAAAACGGCGAUGUUCUGCUUCUUGACAACUUGGCUGUCCUCCAUUCCCGACGUUCAUUCCAACCACCCCGUCGUAUUCUUGCCUCGCUAUGCAAGUGAAAAAUCUGGAAUCCUUCUUUUUUUGCUGAAUAAAUAAUUACAAGAUGUUUCUUUCUUCAUUAGUGUGUGACAUGAAUGAAAAAAACAGAUGAAAAUGCAUAUGAAUAAAUGAAUUUGAAUAUGAGAAUUUAAAGGAUUCCAUUAUUAUAUGAAGAAUUAAAAUAUAAAUAUUUAGAAGA
Impatiens glandulifera is the source of this 1262-nucleotide messenger RNA. RefSeq names its product clavaminate synthase-like protein At3g21360. The transcript has 3 exons. NCBI's taxonomy places the organism in Eukaryota, Viridiplantae, Streptophyta, Magnoliopsida, Ericales, Balsaminaceae. Gene Ontology annotation, molecular function: oxidoreductase activity. The record is from RefSeq and is a predicted model, not a curated record. The coding region runs from base 79 to 1083 and encodes 334 amino acids.